UUUCGGCAAAGGAGGAAACUUCAAUGGAUACUUCCAAGAAAUUUAGAAAUGCAGUCCACUGCUCCAAGGACCAGAUACGUCGUGAACAAAUUCAUUUUUUGAAAAGAAAUUCAGAUUUUGGCCUCCAGCUACAAGGUGUAUCGACUACACAAUGCGCGAGCUCUCGCCGUAAUUCUUCGUCUUCAACAACUGAAUCUCAUCACUCCGUCGAAACGUCUACCACAAACCAAUUUCGUGCUUCUUCCCACAACGACAUAUUAGCUCCUGUCAGCAACAAUUACAAUAAUACUAGCUCCAGAGGAGCGGAUUUGGAGUAUUCCCCAUCUGCCAUGUCGCUGCUUCAAAAUUUGUUUGACCCCGACGACUCUGGUGACGAAAAUCCAUUUUUGAGAGACACUGCUCUCGAGUUGGACUGCUCGGAGCUGGAGUACUCACCACGAUCGAGUGACAUUGACGACGAUGAUUUUGACUCAAUUUUCUGGGAGGGCUUCAUCCACGCAGAAGACUUUAAUAUCAUUUUGAAGCCUUCAAUUUGAUUUCAUACCAAUCCUAAUGAACUUGGAAACGAAACGAACAUUGGAACCAUUAUCAUGCACGAAACCGUGCCGUGAUGCGAGGAAUUUGCGCUGAUUGAUUGCCAUACCGUGCAUAUUUAUUUAUCCGAAUUUAUUGUGUGGUAUUUGUAAUAAAAAUCACUGGUACCCUUGUAAAUGGCGACCACGUACAUGCAAAACCUUAAAAGUGAAUCAAACAAAUAAAAAACCAGU
Molecule: messenger RNA, 767 nt
Organism: Folsomia candida
Lineage: Eukaryota; Metazoa; Arthropoda; Collembola; Entomobryomorpha; Isotomidae
Exons: 3
Coding region: 24-536 (170 amino acids)
Source: RefSeq, a predicted model, not a curated record